Messenger RNA from Caenorhabditis briggsae, 3810 nucleotides. It is a transcript of the gene Cbr-met-2, whose product is annotated as Protein CBR-MET-2. Gene Ontology annotation, molecular function: histone H3K9 methyltransferase activity; protein binding; zinc ion binding. The record is from RefSeq and is a predicted model, not a curated record. The transcript has 10 exons. Bases 1 to 3810 code for a protein of 1269 amino acids. Gene Ontology annotation, biological process: negative regulation of gene expression; heterochromatin organization. NCBI's taxonomy places the organism in Eukaryota, Metazoa, Nematoda, Chromadorea, Rhabditida, Rhabditidae. Gene Ontology annotation, cellular component: nucleus.
AUGGAUCAACCUAUUGACUUGGAUAGCGACGAACAAUUGAGUAACGAUACAUCCGAUGGAAGUGCGAUCGUUCGUGAACCAGAUACAGUAGAUUUGACGAUGGACGAUGAUGACGAUGUGGAGAACAUCGAUGAUGAGAUUGUGAGUGACCACGAAUCAGAUGACGAGAAUCCUAUUGAAAUCGUGAACGCAUUCAUGAACAUUGUGCAAAAUGGGAAUCAUGUCGCGAAUGGAGAAGUUGAAAUUCUAGAUGAUGUUGAACUUAUUGUCGAGGGCACCAAUCAAAAAACAGAAGAGGGGAUGAUAGAAGAACACAAAACAAUUUCGAAUCGUCUUCUGUCGUGGUUCAAGAGACUCAAACCAGAACAUUUCAAAGAUUUCGGAAUCGGUGGAAACGACUACUUGACAGAAUACGUUAAUGACGAACUACUGUUCCCUUUAGAAAAAUGUAAAGAUGCUGCGAAACAGUUUAAGGAAAGCGGUAGUUUGACUGGUCUUGUGGAAAAAUGCAAAUUUGAAAAUGAAGAUUCACUGAUCGCUGGUAUUUGUAUGGGAAUCUUGGAUGACAACAAUUCUCUUGAUGUGGAUUUUUCGGUUCUCGCCGAGGAUCGUUUCGAUAACUGGAGUAUUAAACAACUCGAACUUUAUUUCAAUAAAGUUGCUGCUGAAGGAAUAGAUGCCAGCCCUUUGAAAUUCAUGCAGCUCACACUAUCAUCCCCAGCAAAUGCCAUCCUGUUGCUAACCUAUUAUUUCAUGCUGACAAAUAAGUUCACUUCACGAAUUGAAGAACAAGAAAGUUCUGAAAACUCAUUGGAAGAAUUGGAUGACCGCGAAAUUUACCAGAGAAUUGUGGAUGCGUCUGCUCAUCAUUGGCAACAUAACAAAUCUUCUGUUAAGCGAGAUGCUCAAAUCAAUAGAGAUCUAAACGAAUUCUUCCACGAGAUUGAAGCUACUACUGUAGAAAUGGAAGAACAAUUUGAAAACACUGUUGGUCAACGCUCGGAAAUAAUUUCGCUCAUCAGAGAGAAAGUUCCGCGACUUGAAACUCCCAGCGAGCUCAACUUACAAAUUAUGACCAAGGAGGCACGUGACGAGCUGGUUUGUUCUCGCGCCGCAAUGGAACUUUUGAAGAACCAGACUAUGAACGCUGUGAGAGAAGCGAGAAAAGUAUACCAGGGAAAAACCCUUCUCGAAAAACAUCAUGCCCUGAAACCUGGAGAUUUCUGCAUGGCUCGCAUGCUCAACACAGACACCGCCGACUUGAAGCAUGCAAUUGUUGAACAAAUUUUAAGUGCGGAAAAGUACAGGGUCAAGUUUCUCCAUAACAAUGAAACUGCCGAUCGUCACGUUAGAGAUUUGGCUCUCACUAAUCACGGUCUAUGUAGUCCACUAUACAACGGCUUCGGUGACGUAGGUCUUCGUGUGGCUGUUUGCUGCCCUCUGAAUACCGGUCAAUACAGCAAAACAUGGAUAUGGAAAACCGGUACAACUGCAAGCCGUCGCAGUGGCCAUAGGGGAGACUUCCUGGUGUUCCUGGAUGAUGGAUCAGAUGUCUACGUAACAGCACCAUGCAAGGCUGGUGACCCGGGAUACAGUACUGUUGUAGCGAAGAAAGAAGACGUUCUGACCAGAAUGAAAGCUGCACGAAUCGCAGUAAUGGUUGGUCAGCCGUUCGGAGAAAGUGGAAGAAUAGAACGACAACUUGUUCAUCGAUGGGUUCGGGAAAGACAUCGAAGUCACUUCAUUAAAACCUAUAUGAAAGACUUCCCGGAAUUCCAAGUUCUCAAAAUGCCUAUCGGAUUCCGAACGACGAUGACCAAGCUUCCGCCAGACAAUAAAGAAAAACAUCUUAUUACUGUUGUCGGACUGGAUAGAGUGUUCGCAAUUGUCCGAUAUCAGACCCCCAGUGGUGCCCCCGGAUACAACUGCUUCGAAUAUCCAUGUAAAGAUUCGACCCAUUAUCAUAUGGAUGAGCACGUCUACAGAGGUUCUUCGAGAAUCACACAAGUCUCGUCAAUGCGCGAAAUGAUGACACAAGUCAACAACAAUCUUUCGAAACGUAAGAAGGAUCAACUGGCUUCGCAGUUCGAAUUAUCUGAGUCCGUCAAAACGAUGCCACAAAGAUCAACGAACCAAGCAUUGCAAACAAGUGUUCCCUCAAUAAGAACGAAUGCGAACAAAGAGAAUCAAGUCAAACAGAAAGCGUUGACUGUAGCUGAAAUUGAGAAAAAGAAGAAAAAUCAACUUCUGUUUCACAAAACCGUCGUGCCCACACCGAAUAUCUCAAAAGAAAAGCGUGCUCCUCAUUCGCAAUGCGGACCGGACUGUCUUCAAAAAUUGGACGCCAACCCAUACGAUGCACGUUUCCACACUAAUUCUCCUCUUCACACUCCGCUUCUUUGUGGCUGGAAACGUCUGAAAUACACGAUGCACAGUGGAAAGAAACGUGCGAGUGUCAAAAAAGUGAUCAUCUAUCGUGCUCCAUGUGGAAAACCACUCGAAAAGACAUCUGAAAUCGCCGACUAUUUGCGCAGCACCAGAAGUCAAUUGACCAUCGACUGUUUCUCUUUUGCACCAGACGUUGACACGGAAACAUACAUUACUGUGGACCAAAAGUAUGUCAGAAUGAGUGAUAUUUCUGUGGGACUGGAAGGGAUCCCUAUUCCUCUCGUCAACUCUGUCGAUUCUGAUCCGAAUCCGGUUCUCGAGUACUGUAAACGGCGAUUCCCCUACAACGCCAGUGUGGAUGUUUCUAGUAUUUCACAAGAUUUUUGUUCUGGGUGCUCGUGCGAUGGAGAUUGUAGUAACAGUUUGACCUGUGAAUGUCAGAAAUUAUCAGCAGAAGCAUCAGAUAAACUUCCGAAACAUUUGAAAUUCGAGGAUAACAAGAGAUUAGCAUCUACCUAUUCUCAACGAGUUCUCACUAACAAGGUUAUCACUGGAAUUUAUGAGUGUAAUGACAAAUGUUCUUGCAAACGAGAUGCUUGUCAUAAUAGAGUGGUCCAGAACAAUAUCAAAUAUCCAGUUCAUGUAUGUGAACUUACAUUGGAACUCUUCCACUGCCUUUUACAUUCCAAAAGUGUAUAUUUUCAGAUCUUCAAAACUGCUCAAUCUGGUUGGGGCCUGCGAGCUCUCACAGAUAUUCCGAUUGGUGCUUUCGUUUGCACGUAUGUUGGUGCUCUUCUCACCAACGAUUUGGCAGAAGAUCAGCACGGCAGCGAUCAGUACUUUGCCGAUUUGGAUUUGAAAGAUGGCGUAGAAAUGGCUAAAGGAGAUGAAGAUCAUGAAACUGACUUGGGCCUUGGUGAUGAAGUAUCAGAUGGGGAUUUCACAGACGAAGACGAUAAUGAUUCUGAUGAUGACGAUAAUAAUGACUCAACAGUGCAGCACAGGGUCAAAAUAGGAAACAGAAAACAUGAAACAAGAAGAAACAGCCAAGAAGACAAGCUACAGCAUACAGAAAUUAACGGAGAAAAUGGGAAAAAGGAGGAAGAAACUGAAAAGAAAGAGGAGCCGGUAUUCAAUUGGGAUGAUUAUUUUGAUAAAUUCGCUUUGUAUGUUGUUGAUGCGAAGAACAGAGGAAAUCUGGGAAGAUUCCUUAAUCACUCCUGCGCCCCAAAUUGCGUCGUCCAGCACGUCCUUUACGAUACACACGAUCUUCGCCUACCAUGGGUCGCAUUCUUCACAAUUAAAACUAUCAAAGCUGGUGAUGAGCUUACAUGGGACUAUCAGUACACAGAACUCAAUUCGGAAACAUCCCGUCUUUCCUGUAACUGUGGUUCUGAAGUCUGUCGUCAUCGCCUUCUUUAA